AACCCAGGGAAUGGGAUCAGAUUUCGGAGCUGGCUUCAUUUCACACUAAUAGCCUCCGCAAGCUGCAACACAUGCAGAGCUGAUAAAGAUGCAAGCAAACCUCUCUGACAUACCAACAGGAGAUAUCUGGAUUGUAAGUAACGAUGAGGAAGAGGGUAACGUUUGUGGAGCAGCUGAAAAAAGACAGUCGAUUAAAAAAUGGAAGUGGUCACAUCUUAAUGAGGUCUGCAGAGUCUAACAAGAGAUGCACAGAUGGUUUAGAGAGUCUACCCAGUCAGCAGGUGAGGAAUAUAUACAGAGGAACGAACAUGAAUGUGUCUGCAGGCGACCAGCACAUGAAGACGAUACACAUCCCCAAAUCUAUGAUGUCUGCACCAUUCUUACAGCAUCCAGCGCUCACAGCCGGACAGAGACGCUACCUGUGCAGCAUAGCAAACGUUUACAGCACAGAGCGCAUGAGGCAGCAGAUGAAGCAGCACUAUCUCAACGUGCUGCACACAUGCGUUCAAUCAGAUCAGAAUCCCACCUGCAGAAGGAGGUAUGGAGAUAAUCGGCAUAGAGAAAACAGUACAUUCACAAAGGAUGCAGACAAGGAUGUGACAAGGGCGAAGCCUCAAGGACAGAGGAGGGGCAACAGCAGCAAUACAGCAAAUUCUGAUGUUAUAUUACCAAAAAUAAUCAACAGAUGACAGAUGAUGGCAGAUGCUCUCACUAUUUCUAAGGCUUUCAUGAUAUAAUAAUAAAUAUUUAUGUUGAUCUUUGAAUCAGCAUCUGUUUUACUAUACCACUUUUACACAGACAUGUAUAUUUCAGAUAUUAUUAUAUAUUUAUAGAUGUCCUGUUCUUGUAUUCUUAAUCAGGCUAUUCGCCAGAAUAUAAUAAUAAAUAUUAUAUUGAACCCUGAUCUCUU
This is a messenger RNA of Acanthopagrus latus (yellowfin seabream), 910 nucleotides long. RefSeq names its product protein FAM216A-like. Bases 144 to 689 code for a protein of 181 amino acids. The record is from RefSeq and is a predicted model, not a curated record. NCBI's taxonomy places the organism in Eukaryota, Metazoa, Chordata, Actinopteri, Spariformes, Sparidae. The transcript is spliced from 5 exons.